GCCACGGGUCACUCACUCAUUCACUUAUCUCUCUCUCUUCUCUCGCUCCCUUCAUGCACGCUCUCCCUUUUCUCUCCACCAGCCGUCAUCUCUCUCGCUCACUUUCUCGACAGAGAGAGGGAGUGUGAUGAGUUCGUGACGCCAAUCAGCAUUUUUUUAAGAAGUUCGUUUGGAAGUAGGAGUCGAGGCACGAGACGAUUUGGGAAUACGACCACUUCGCCUACUGCGCAGCGAGCAUUGUUUAGGGUUCUUACGCUGCUCAUAUUUAACGAGAUGCGUCUGUGCGUUUUUUGUUUGUGAAGGCUCUUGUACAGUUUAGAGUGGUUCGCGUGUAAGUCUGUGACUCCAGCCUGAACGCAGUGGGACAUUAUUACAGUGGCAACGUUGUUGCAAGAGUCGUUUGUAGGAUGCGUGUUCUUGUAGUGCGCCGUAAUGUGAAAUGUGGUGUUUUUGUUUAGUAUGGUGCGGGAAAAGUAACUGCAUGUGUGCGUUUUCAUAAUUAGCUGGAAACUGCCGUUGAGCAAGAUUUACUUAUUAUUUUUCGUGUGCGUUAAAAGCAUAUCGUUAUGUUAUUUAAACUCUAAGGUUUAUGUAUGUUUAUGCAAGGAGUACUUAUUCUAUCAUCUCGCCGUAAUCUCGUUGUUCAACGUAGUUUAUCCCUUCGUACUUAUACAUUUUCCUCUGUGUUAUAUUUCAUCAUCAUCAUCACCGUCCUCAUUGUUAAACUUACCAUUUCAACCAUCGCAUCUUUUAACAAACAUUACAAUUCACCCUUCUACCCUUCAAAACAAUAGUUCUUCCACCACUUUCGCCACUCAUCCGUGCACCGGCUCACACCGCGCGUGCAAUUGCAUUCACCCUUUACCAGAGUGCCCUGACCGGAGCGAUCACUACAACCGCUACUCACUCACUCACCACCACCGGGUUGGCGACCCAUCAUCCCCUCGCUUCUCCGCACAGCGCUGGCAUUCAAGAUGAGUCGGCCUCCGAGUGGGCCCCAUCUGAGACUCGCCUGUUGGGGACUUGUGCUCGUUCAACUGUGGACAGUCGGGGCGACCUCGUGGUGGUCGCUGGCCCUGAGGGCCCCUGACCGCUCCGAGUCUCCGAUGAUCGGUGCGCAGCCGCUGUGCGCCUCGGCGCCCGGCCUGUCCCCCGGGCAGCGCAAGCUCUGCCACCUGUACCAGGACCACGUGGCGCACAUCGGCGAGGGUGCCCGCCUCGCCCUCAGAGAAUGCCAGCACCAGUUCCGAUCUCGGCGAUGGAACUGCACCGCUCUCGGCGCCGACUCGGUCUUUGGACCCGUGGCUCAGUCAGGUUCGCGCGAGGCCGCCUUCGCGUUCGCGGUGUCGUCGGCGGGCGUUGCGCACGCGGUGUCGCGCGCGUGCCGCGAGGGCGACCUGGCCACGUGCGGCUGCAGCCGCGCGGCGCGACCCGCGGCGCUGCCCCGCGACUGGCUGUGGGGCGGCUGCGGCGACAACGCCGAGUACGGCUACCGCUUCGCCAGGGAGUUCGUGGACGCGCGCGAACGCGAGCGGGGAGGAGGUGGAGGAGGAGCCGGUGGCGGCGGUGGUGGCGGACGAUCGUCUCCAGAGUACGCGCGCGCCGUCAUGAAUCUGCACAACAACGAAGCCGGCCGGCGGGCGGUGUACAGCCUAGCGGACGUCGCGUGCAAGUGCCACGGCGUGUCGGGCUCCUGCUCGCUCAAGACCUGCUGGCUGCAGCUCGCCGACUUCCGUCGAGUCGGGGACCGCCUCAAGGAAAAGUACGACGGAGGUGCUGCCAUGAGGCUGGUGAGCCGCAAAGGGAGCGGUGGCGCUGGUGCCGCUGGUGGCGCCGGUGGCGGCGGCGGCGGCGGGCGGUCGUCUCCGCAGCUGGAGCCCGUGAACGGGCGCUUCACGCCGCCCACGCAGGACGACCUCGUCUACUUGGACGCGAGCCCCGACUACUGCACGUACGACGAGACGCGCGGCAUCGCCGGCACGGUGGCGCGCCAGUGCAACCGCACGUCCGAGGGCACCGACGGUUGCGAGCUCAUGUGCUGUGGCAGAGGAUACGACCACUACAAAGCCACGGUGGUAGAGCGAUGCCACUGCAAGUUCCACUGGUGCUGCUACGUCAAGUGCAGGAUGUGCACAGAGAUCGUCGACCGAUUCGUCUGCAAGUAGCCGGCACGGCCCCCACGGCUCCCACGGCCCCCACGGCCCCACGGCCCCUACGGCCGCCCCGGUUUGGCCGAGCGACGCCGUGGCCCCAGCGCCCUCCCGCCCCGGCGUCUCCACGUCGCCAGAACCCCAACGCCUUCUCUCUCGACGGGCCGGACGUCAAUAAUGCAGCCGGCCCGCACGCAAACCCCCACUCGGCGUCAGCCACGAGCCCGGCGCGUGGCUUCAGCUGCGGACUGGCUGCUACUCGUCGCGUGCCACCUGCAGCUCCGGGCUAGCAGCGACUCGGACAAGAUUUCUACACCCGGUACACCACAUCCAUCGGCUACCAGUCACGUGCCACCUGCAGCUCCGGGCUAGCAGCGACUCGGACAAGAUUUCUACACCCGGUACACCACAUCCAUUGGCUACCAGUCACGUGCCACCUGCAGCUCCGGGCUAGCAGCGACUCGGACAAGAUUUCUACACCCGGUACACCACAUCCAUUGGCUACCAGUCACGUGCCACCUGCAGCUCCGGGCUAGCAGCGACUCGGACAAGAUUUCUACACCUGGUACACCACAUCCAUCGGCUACCAGUCACGUGCCACCUGCAGCUCCGGGCUAGCAGCGACUCGGACAAGAUUUCUACACCCGGCACACCACAUCCAUCGGCUACCAGUCACGUGCCACCUGCAGCUCCGGGCUAGCAGCGACUCGGACAAGAUUUCUACACCCGGCACACCACAUCCAUCGGCUACCAGUCACGUGCCACCUGCUACUCCAGUCUACUAGUGACCCGGAAGAUAUUCAGCAAGAAAUUGAAGCCCCCGGUGUUAUCGCAACAACAGAAAGGCUCAGGUUACCGUCGCCUGUAUUAUUAUUAUUGUAAUUAUCGUCGCUAUUAUUUGUGGCACUGUUUUUUGUUGUUGUUGCAACUCGACUGAGAAAGUUGAUUGGUCUAUAAACUGGCAGCAGCUACUGCCUUGCCUUUUUUGGUGUCGCCAAAAGCCAACAUCUGAAGGGGCCAGGAUAUCAACCAACACCAGCCGUCGGCUACCUCCGGCUGCCCCCCGGCGUUCUGAAGGCACCACGUUGUGAAAUGCCUUCUCCAACUGUGAGUCGUUCAGUCAUGAGCUGGCGCCCCCCUCCCCGCCCCUCUCUCUCUCUGCUCCGGAGAGGGCCUCCAUUCCAAACACUUGAAACGGCCAUUGGGGGCUUAACUUCAGCCCGGAUCUGUCCGGGGAUUAGCGACCCAUAAAAUAUUUCCCCACCCGGCACACCACAUCCAGUAUCUAUAUAUCUCUCUUGCUACGGCCGUGGCUACCCACCUACUGCUCCGGUCUACCGGCGACCCACCGGCAGAUAUUCGGUGCGCAAUCGAGGAACCCGGUUGCGACGAACACAUUGCCCGCUGUGAGGCAGCGCGAACGGCGUUCACUUGCGGCGAGGCGUUUGCGACGCCGCCGCCACUUCCGCCAGGUGCCCGGGGACACUCGCGACAGCUUCGCUCUGGCGACCGUCGGCAGAUGGUAGACGGCCGUUCUGUCGCGAGCUGCUGUUGGCGACGUCGCCCAUGGGGGAGAGCGCCGAGCCGGUCGGCUGCAAGCGGUCGGUCGACGUUUUUCCAGUCGCCGCUGUGUACGAGGGAGAGGCGUCACCCGCUGUCGAUAUUUUUUUUCGUCCGUCAGACUGUGAAACGCGGUUGGACUUGCGCGGCGCUGCGGCGGGUGGAGAGCGACUUACUCGCGAGGUCAAACACCGAGGUCGGGGGUCGUCAGAAGCCCAACAUCAUCAUCAUCAUCCUUCCAGGCUUAUUAAAAUGAGUACCGCUUUGUGGGAAGUCAACAAACGGGUAGUCCCGUGGAGAGACUGAUGCCCCCCCCCCCCCACCUCCUCCUGGCAUGGAAAUGUUGAAUUUAGUCCACUGGCUCAGGGCCACCAAUUGAUGUGACGGGCCCCACCAUCUUGCUCGUCUGCUCGAGCAGGGAGACACUCCUGGACGCUUAAAAGUGUUUUUGUCUUUUCAAGAACAAACGGGAAAACCAUCGUCACGGGGCUCAAUCGGGAUCCGUCGUGGGCACGUUGUGAUUGAGCUAUCGGUGAGCUGCGGUUUGCAAUAUGGAAGGGAUCGUUGUACAAACAUUUUUUGUCGCUCACAUUCUUAACUUAUCGAGCCGAAUUUAAUCUUGGAAAGUAUAAAAUUCCUGCAUGGCAACAGCCGUUUCAAAUACACAAUGUGUCUAUAUGUAAUUGUAUGCAUGCUAACUAACAGUAUGUAGGAGACGGUAUAUACUGUGUACGACAAGUUUCUUAAAUCCCUUCCUCGCCCACCCCAGCCAGCAGUAGGCGGUGGGGUACAGUGUGGGUAACUCCCCCACCUCUUUCAAAUCGUCUGGCCGCUGCGGUAGCGUGGGAGCAGGACCCUUGAGAGGCGUUUCUCUGGAGCUCCCACUAGCGGAGAGACCCUUCCACCAGCAGUGGUCUGAGCAGGCAAUUGCAGGGCAGCGCCUUGGGCGCCACGGUGGCGAGAUGUUAUCUCCAUCGCCUGGUGUGCAGGAGGUCGUGUGUUCGAUCCCGACCCUGACACCUGCUGCUGUAUAUUUGCAGUUUGCGCGUCUCUCCACCAAUGGCCACGUGGAUUUUGAUCCGUGUCCUCGGGUUUUUUCCCUCCACGUUGAGAAUGAACAUCACGAGUACAGAGGAUUUGGCUUUUAUAAAUUCCCACCUGAUAGGUCACUUCGUUGAGCUAUCAUUUGUGGCCAGGUCGCUUCUGAAAAAGGGAUAAACAGCUGAGUGGGCCUUACAUGGUAAAAUCAAAUAAAUAUGUAAAUAGCAAAAAUAAAAAAAAUACUUUGCCACCCCUUACUCUGUACAAGGGGCAGUCAACAAUAUGGAGAAUGAGAAGCACGGUAUUUGUAAGCUUCAUUUACAAGACCCCCUCUAUUUAUGUCCCAAACACAACGGUGACGUGCGCGAUUGCGUUACCAUGCUGUACACAGUUAACCGUGGGGUAUGUACGUGCGUCAAGUCACGACCUGUUCUCACAACUUAUUGAAUGCCUCUUGUUUAAAUACAUUCAUAUCCUGCCGAGGGAUGGCGGCGUGGAGCGGUGGCACAGUGGUUGGCACACCGUGCUAUGAAUCCAGCAACCUGAGAUUGAUGCCCGGGGUCAAGGCGAAUUGACCGACUUCAACUCGCCAAUACCGCACUGACCAGAAGUGGUGAAACGCGGACAAACGACCCCUAUGACCGACUCGGGUGUGCGGAAGCCAUUCAUCCCAAAGCGCUGAACAUUAUCUUCAUCAUUAUCAUCUUCAUUAUUAUUAUGACGUAUCCUGUAUAAAACAUCAACUUGGCACACACACAUUGUGAAUAUUGGACUCCUACGCACGGACGCACGCACGCACGCAGUCACCCUCUCAGGCAAACGUACCCACAGUCACCCCCUCAGGCACACAGACUCACCCACAGUCACCCCCGUUUUGGACGUCUUGUUGUUUGCAUGGAUGGUCUCUCGUACCCGCCGUGCAACCGCUACUGUGUAUAAAAACUUAUAAUUUGUAUUUCAUUGUACCAGGUCAGGCUCCACUGAGCUGUGUAGCUCUUCUUCAGAAGCGACCUGGUCAACACAAACGAGAGCUCAACGAAAUGGCUCAUCAUCAUCAUCACGUGGGAAUGCAUCGCAGCCAAAUACUCUAAACGCGUGAUGUUGGUUCUAAACGUGGAGAAAAAACCGGAGGACCGGGAGAACAAACCUACGUGACCACGGGGAGAGAGACGUGCAAACUACAACUAUGCAGCAGGCGUCAGGGUCGGGAUCGAACCCACGACCUCCUGUGUAUAAAAAUCCACACUACUCGAGUAACCCUGAAACAGGUGAAGCUUGCGAAAUAAAGCGGCCUAGUUUCAGAGAACACGACUCUCUCCCCGUGCGUUCACUUCACAUCGCUCGAUACGGCAUUAGGAAUUGUGAGGCCUGAUUCGUGCGUUUGGCAGAAAUCAUCAUGGCCGAGUAUGUUGCACCUACUACCCAGGGUCCCAAUUCGACAAGUGACGCCGCAAGUUACUAAAUUGGGGAUUAUAAAGUUUAACACGUAGUAGCAGGCUUUCACGACCAAUAUUAUCCAUGAGAGGUUCUUUUUUGGGUUCGAUCGCGUAAAUAUAAAUGUGUCGGUGAACCCCCCACCACCCCACACAGCCAAUCAGUAAGGUGUGCCAUGUAAACAAAACAUGCCAAUUAGUUACCAGCUCGGCACACCGGUGUGUGUUGGAGAGUAAACCCACUACAGCAUUUACCAUUUGAGUGCCGUGACGUUUCGCUGGUAAUGACAACAACGGGCAGCAUCAUCAGGCGACAGCCAGAGUUGUGGAGAAAUCCUCCUCCUGUUUUGGUCUUAAAUAGACAGGGGGUGUGAUGACGUCACUUGUGAGCCAAGCAAGUGCGAAGAGCUGGGUGGGGGGUGUUAAAUGUAUUCAUAUAAAUUACUACGGAUAUCUAUUAUUGGUUGGGUUAUUCACAUUUAACCCACACACAUAAUGUGCAUUGUGUAUGAUGUAUGUACAUCCUGCCGUCUUUGAGUCCAACAAUCGCAAUACGUGCUAUUGGCUGCUCACAGUUAAUCACCAUCGACGUAUGGUGACCUGUAUAGGCACGCACUUAAACCCAGCGUCGUGUAACUUGAUAAUAAUACACAGCAGCAGCAGCGGCGGCGGCGGCGGCGGCGAUCAUCGCCCCCUACUCGCAGACUCACGGCCCCAGGUCACUGCAGGCAUGAUGCUCAUCCUGGUCUCUGGAGUUGUCUCACCAGCUGGCUAAGCAAAGAAAAUCUCAACUUGAAACUUUGGUUUUUAAGUAAAAAGGCGUCGAUUCGGCAAUUGUUUUUUGUUCGCGUGCCAAACUCGCCCCUCGGCCACCACGUGAAGUUCUCCGUCGUGUCGCCGCCUUGUGAUUGGUCCACGUGAGGUUUUGUCACGGCCGGGGGCUAAUUGAGGGCACUCCGCCUACCUGGAAAUGAAAAUACAAACCCCCCGUGGAGUAUAAGGUCGCAUAUCCGACUCCCUUUAUACUGGGUAAAGGUAAUGGGGUAUAGGUACUGGGUAUAGGUACUGGGUAUAGGUACUGGGUAUAGGUAAAGGGUACAGGUAAUGGGUAUAGGUACUGGCUACAGGUAAUGGGGUAUAGGUACUGGGUACAGGCAAUGGGGUAUAGGUACUGGGUAUAGGUACUGGGUACAGGUACUGGGUACAGGUAAUGGGUAUAGGUACUGGCUACAGGUAAUGGGGUAUAGGUACUGGGUACAGGCAAUGGGGUAUAUGUACUGGGUAUAGGUACUGGGGUUUAGGUACUGGGUAUAAGUAAUGGGGUAUAGGUACUGGGUAUAGAUACUGGGGUUAAGAUACUGAGUUAUAGAUACUGGGUAUAGGUACUGGGUUUAGGUACUGGGUAUAGAUACUGGGUAUAGAUACUGGGUAUAGGUACUGGGUAUAGGUACUGGGGUUUAGGUACUGAGUUAUAGAUACUGAGUUAUAGACACUGGGUAUAGGUACUGGGUAUAGAUGCUGGGUAUAGAUGCUGGGUAUAGGUACUGGGAAUAGAUGCUGGAUAUAGAUACUGGGUAUAGAUACUGGGGGUUAGGUACUGAGUUAUAGAUACUGAGUUAUAGAUACUGGGUAUAAGUACUGGGUAUAGAUGCUGGGUAUAGAUGCUGGGUAUAGAUACUGGGGUUUAGGUACUGGGAAAGGAUGAUAGAAAGGAGACUGAGGAAGCGGUGGAUAUUGACGAGAGUCAGUUUGGAUUCAGACAGGGAAGGUCAACAAUGGAUGCAAUCUUUGCUCUGAGAGCAUUGAUGGAGAAGUUCAGAGAGAAGAAACGGGACUUGCAUGUGGUGUUUAGUGAUCUAGAGAAAGCGUACGACAGGGUGGCUAGAGAGCUCAUCUGGUGGUGUAUGAGAAGAGGUAUUCCUGGAGGUAUAUGUCCAGCUGAUCCAGGGUGUGUAUGAAGGAGGGAAAAUGCACGUGGGAAGCAGCAGUGGGGUGUCGAAGACCUUUCAAGUCACAACGGGAGUGAAGCGAGGUUGCACCGAGCCUCUUUCCUGUUCAUCCUGGUGCUGGACACACUAAUGAGAGAUAUUCAGAGGGAGAGUAGUGAAAGAUGAUUUUAAGAUCUGGGUGCAAAAGAUUGAAGUGAAUGGGUUGAGGAUCAGUCGGACAAAGACGGAGUACAUGGUGGCAAAUGUCAGUGGAAAUAAUGCAGGAGGGGUAUUGCAAAUUGGAAGUGACCAGUGAAUGAAGACGAACGAGUUUAAGUAGCUGGGUAGAACGAUGUGGGUGCUGAAGGAUCACUAGAAGGAGGAGAGAUGAGAACAAGAGCAAGGGCUGGGUAGCUGACAUGGCGAGAGAUGAGAACAAGAACAAGGGCUGGGUAGCUGACAUGGUGAGAGAUGAGAACAACAGCAAGGGCUGGGUAGCUGACAUGGUGAGAGGUGAGAACAACAGCAAGGGCUGGGUAGCUGACAUGGCGAGAGAUGAGAACAACAGCAAGGGCUGGGUAGCUGACAUGGUGAGAGAUGAGAACAACAGCAAGGGCUGGGUAGCUGACAUGGUGAGAGGUGAGAACAACAGCAAGGGCUGGGUAGCUGACAUGGCGAGAGAUGAGAAGAACAGCAAGGGCUGGGUAGCUGACAUGGUGAGAGGUGAGAACAACAGCAAGGGCUGGGUAGCUGACAUGGCGAGAGAUGAGAACAGCAGCAAGGGCUGGGUAGCUGACAUGGUGAGAGAUGACAACAAGAACAAGGGCUGGGUAGCUGACAUGGCGAGAGAUGAGAACAACAGCAAGGGCUGGGUAGCUGACAUGGUGAGAGAUGACCGGUGUGGUGUGCGAUAAGAGGGCCCCACGGUGGUGGGGGCGGUGCUGUUGUAUGGGGCCGAGAAAGAGAGAUGAGGAUGUUGCGGUGGAUGUUGGGUUUAACAAGGACAGGGUGAGAAAUGGAUUAGUGAGAGGAAGACUCAAGGUGGUAGAAAUCACAGAGCAGAUGAGAGAGGAAAGGCUGUGGGCGUGGUUCGGUCAUGUGGAGCGACAACGGGGAAAUUAUGUGGGUCAGAAGGUGCAAGUGAUGCAAGUGGAAGGAAAGAGAUCAAGAGGAAGUCAGAAGAAGAGGUGGGGCGAUGUGGUUCCGAUCGGACAUGGUCGCCCGAGGAGCGGAAGGAGAGAUGGCGCAGGGCAGGGCAGCGUGGAGAAGGUUGGCAAGGACAGCGGAACACCCGGCAUGAGUGAGGCAAGCGCGUGGAAGAAGAAGGUACAAAUACUGGCUAUACAUACUGGGGUAUAGGUACUGGGGUAUAGGUACUGGGGUAUAGGUACUGGGGUAUAGGUAAUGGGUAUAGGUACUGGGGUAUAGGUACUGGGGUAUAGGUACUGGGGUAUAGGUACUGGGGUAUAGGUACUGGGGUAUAGAUAACGGGUAUAGGUACUGUUAUUAGGUACUGGGUUAGAGGUAUUCGGCACAUGUGGGCAUGUGAAAAGGUUACAUAAGUGAACGCCUGUACAACAAUGCAUUGCGUCGAGCACGCGGCCGUGCUACCGAGGCGAGCGGACGCUCUCGAGGCGAGGGGCGCUUUGCCGCGUGCGCGACCAUCGCUGAUGCGCGUCGACAGCGCGUCGACACGCAGCAGCGACGAGCAAAGCGCCGCACCGGCGGGCGUCAGAUCGAGGUUGCGCGUGGGCGCUUCAUCGGCGUCGGGUCGGAUGUGCGACGCUUUGCGCCGUCUCCCGUUUGGCCGGCGACAUCCUCGCGUCUGACUAUUUGUGGUGGAGCCAUCCGUCCGCGUGGUUCCAUUUUCACAAUGCAGAAGUACUUUGCGGGUGUUUUUUGUUAGUAUCAACAUUGUACGGUUUAGUAAAAGCAGGUAUUUAUUUACUCCGGUUUUGUUGUUGUUUUCUUUACGCCGCGUUUACAGAUACUGACUAGCAUUCACUUACAGCAUCUGUGAGUAUUAUCGGCCCCUUUCGCAGACCAUACUGUUUAUUUUUCGAUUUAAAGCUUUCGUGACUGCAGGGAUUCAUCUUCUUGGUUCUUUCGGUAAAGUCACGUAGAAGGGAAGUAAUAAAAUAAUAAAAAUAAAACAUAAUAAAACAAUUCUCACGACGUUUCGGCCACAACGCAAGCACGGCUGCUUGCGUUUAUUACUUCCCUUCUACGUGACUUUAC
Molecule: messenger RNA, 10350 nt
Organism: Lethenteron reissneri (Far Eastern brook lamprey)
Lineage: Eukaryota; Metazoa; Chordata; Hyperoartia; Petromyzontiformes; Petromyzontidae
Product: protein Wnt-5b-like
Biological process (GO): neuron differentiation; multicellular organism development; cell fate commitment
Cellular component (GO): extracellular region
Molecular function (GO): cytokine activity; frizzled binding
Source: RefSeq, a predicted model, not a curated record